GCCUCUCUGGGGAGAGAGAGGAGGAGACCACUGCCUCCAAAAUGACUCAAGACACCAGUUCUAAGAGUGUCCAGAAGCCCAGAGCAGAGUCCCCUACAACCAGCCUGCUAUCAAUGAAGAGUGAUCAGCCACCUGCUUUCAGCCAGGAACCAUUACCAGAUGACAAUAAGGAAGUGGAGAGCUUGGACAGUGAGGAUGCAUUAAAGAUCACACACAACCUUCUGGACAGAAGAAGUCAAACUCUACUGACAGUCCAACAAGACAUUAAGGCUAAACUGAAACACAAGUAUCAACACAUAUCUGAAGGAAUUGGACACCAUGGAAACCAAAGUCUGUUAAAGGACAUCUACACAGAGCUCUACAUCACAGAGGGUGGAAGUGGAGGGCUCAAUAAUGAACAUGAGGUUAGACAGAUAGAGAUGGCAUCCAAGAAACAAACCACACAAGAGACACCAAUCAAAUGCAACGACAUCUUCAAGCCUUUACCUGGACAAGACAAACCUAUCAGAACUGUGCUGACAAAAGGAAUCGCUGGCAUUGGAAAAACAGUCUCUGUGCAGAAGGUCAUCCUUGACUGGGCAGAGGGAAAAGCAAAUCAGGACGUUCAUUUCAUGUUUCCUCUUCCUUUCCGUGAUCUGAACCUGAAAAAGGACCAAUACAGUCUGAUGCAACUUCUUUCCCACUACUUCCCAGAGCUGAAAGAGAUUGACAGCAUUGAAGAUGGUGAAACCAAAACUGUUUUCAUUUUUGAUGGUCUGGAUGAGUGUCGACUUCCUCUAGACUUCAAAAACAAUGAGAAGUGCUGUGAUGUCACGAAGCCAACCUCAGUGGACGUGCUGCUGACAAACCUCAUCGAGGGGAAUCUGCUUCCCUCUGCUCUCGUCUGGAUAACCUCACGGCCUGCAGCAGCCAAUCAGAUCCCUCCUGAGUGUGUUGACCAGGUGACAGAGGUACGAGGGUUCAAUGAUCCACAGAAGGAGGAGUACUUCAGGAAGAAAAUCCCAGAUCAGAAUCUGGCCAAUGAUAUCAUCAAACACAUGAAGACAUCAAGGAGCCUCCACAUCAUGUGCCACAUGCCAGUCUUCUGUUGGAUAUCAGCCACUGUCCUUGAGAUGAUACUGAAAGAGGCAGAGAAGGAUGAAGUCCCCAAAACUCUGACCCAGAUGUACUCACACUUCAUAUUCAUCCAAAUCAUUGUGAAGAACAGGAAGUACAACAAAGCCACAGAGACAAACCCAAAGGAACUGUCUCAGUCAGACAAAGAGAUGAUCCUGAAACUGGCAAAGCUGGCUUUCCAACAGCUGCAGAAGGGCAACCUGAUCUUCUAUGAGGAGGACCUGAGAGAGUGUGGCCUUGAUGUCACAGAGGCAUCAGUGUACUCAGCAUUGUGUACAGAGAUCUUUAAAGAAGAAUCUGGGCUGUACCAAGAGAAGGUCUACAGCUUUGUGCAUCUGAGCAUUCAGGAGUUUCUAGCAGCAAUGCAUGCUUUAGAAUCAUGUCUGGACAAGAAGGAAAAUGUUUUCCCCCCAAAGCAGUCACUAUUGUCUGACUUACACAGGAGAGCAGUGGACGAGGCCUUGAAGAGUGAGAAUGGACACCUGGACCUGUUCCUCCGCUUCCUUCUGGGUCUCUCACUGGAGUCCAAUCAGAAUCUGUUACGAGGCCUUCUGACACAGACAGGAUGUACGACAGAGACCAAUGAGGAAACAGUUAAGAGAACAGUUGGGUACCUUUCAGUCAAGAUCAAAAGAGAAUCCACACCAGAAAGGAUCAUCAACUUGUUCCACUGUCUGAAUGAACUUGGUGCCAACUCUCUAGUUGAAGACAUGCAGACCUCCCUGCGAUCAGGAACUCUUUCAGAAACAAAGCUAGAACCUGACCAAUGUUCAGCCCUGGCCUACCUGUUACUGAUGUCAGAGGAGGUGCUGGAGGAGUUUGACCUGAAGCCAUACAACACAUCAGAGGAAGGUUAUCAGAGGUUGCUGCCGGUAGUGAAAACCUGCAAGAGAGCACUGUAA
Messenger RNA from Salmo salar (Atlantic salmon), 2018 nucleotides. NCBI's taxonomy places the organism in Eukaryota, Metazoa, Chordata, Actinopteri, Salmoniformes, Salmonidae. The record is from RefSeq and is a predicted model, not a curated record.